GAGUACUACCCGUUCCACCAGCUGGCGAGACUUCGGGAACAGCAGCGCGUGGCUCAUGCCCUUUGGCCUGGCAGCCUCGAGGAUGGAGCCCCGGGACGCUGGGCAUGCCAUGGAGUCCUCCCAGACAGGAGCCGGGAGGCCCACUCUACGGGAUGCCGUGCCAGGCUGGACAGCGCUCGACGGCAGCGCCUCCGAGCCCUCACCCAGGACUACGUCCCCCGGAAUGGCAUGGAGCACCACCGAUGGGAGCGACUUCAUGGCCAUGGACGUCGUCUACCCCACCGUCGUCAGGAUGGAAAGGAGAGGAGGUGGCACAAGUUGUCUGACCUUCCCAUGAAUCGAAGGGCCGAGAAAGUGCUGCGCACGCUGGGCUGGGAGCUGCAGGUUGAGUUUGAGCACCUCCCGGAGGAGCUCCUGGCCAGCGAGCGCUACCUGGAGGCCAUCAUCGGCAUCAUCGAGCUGAAGGCAGGCGUGCGAGCUGGUGACGAGGAGAGAUCUGCCUUCAGGGGCGUGAUGCUUGAGAACAGCCGACGACGAGACGAGACCCUCUCACAGUAUGUCACCCGCAGGACCCGGGACUUCACGAAGGCCGCCCUCUUCGGCAUAGCGAUUCCGGAGGAGUUCAAAGCUUCCAUGCUUAAGGAGGGAGCGGGAUUGACAGACCAAGGUCUUCAGAACCUCAUGGCUCUCUUGCAGGGUCACGACAACUCGGCCGACCACGUGGCUGCGACGCUGGCCCGGAUGGACGUGAGGUCCGAUCGCCUCACCGCCUUCUCCGAGGAGGGUCCCGGCCCGUGGCCCUCGGAAAGCUACUUAGCAGGCGAGGAGCUGGACUCGAUGGACGAGGGCGAGGCUACGCGGGAGGAGAUCGCGCAGGACGAGAACAUCCUGUCCGAGCUCACCGGCUUGGACUUCACGGACGACCAGGCGGCGUUGGUCUUCGCGAUCAUGGAGAACCGCAUGCCACGGCGGCGCAGAACGUGGCGAGAAAACAAGAAGUUCAAGGCCGAGCUUCGCAAGGACCGCUCCAGCUUCACGAAAGGCCAUCCUGCUGAGGGUCGAUCGCCGGGAGCCCGACCUUCGCUCCCGAAGGACCAGUUGCGAAAGCUGUCCAGGUGCCACAACUGCGGGCGUCGCGGCCACUGGAAGGACGAGUGCCCCGUUGGCAAGAGCUCUGAACGUGCGGACCGAGGAGACGGUCACAAGGUGCAGGGGUUCUGCUACCUUGGCGGAUCCCUGCAAGGCGCCAGCAGCAACAGAGACCACGACAGCAGCGACUUCUUCGUGGGAACUUCGUUCUUCUCAGGCGAGAACUCGAGCUUCGCCGUCCUCCUCGGGGAGCCACUGGUGCUGGCCGAUCGAGAGCGGGCCUGGAGCUUCUUGUCGCUGCCUGCUGGCAUGGGUAUACUCGAUACUGGAGCAACACAGGAUCUGAUAGGAACAGUCGCUCUGAAGUCUCUCGAAGAAGAGUUGGGGCGAAGCGGGCUUCGAGUCAUCGAUGUACCAACCACAGGUACGGCGCCCUCCGGCAUAGGAGGAUCUGCCAAGAUCGUCCGCACGGUCCUAGUUCCAACUUCACCCGGCGGCAUUCCCGGGGUCGUGCAGUUUGCGGCCAUCGAGGGCAACAUCCCGCCUCUGCUGUCCGUAGGACUCAUGGAGCACUUAGGCACCCAGCUGGAUUUGGUUAGCAAUCGCAUCCACUUCCGGAACAUAGGGGUGGAUGCCAAGAUGGUCAAUCUCCCAUCCGGACAUCGGGCGCUGCCACUUGUGCAGUGGCCUGGCGGCAGGUUUCCAGUGCCGCAAACUGCCAAGGCGCAGUAUGGCCUUGCCGAUGACGCUUUCAUGAAGGAUGGCUCAAUUGCCCAGAUGGGUAAUGUGACGGCAAUCCGCCGACCCCAAUUCGAUUUGUGUCCCCGUCGUCUUCAACAUGGAACAACCCCCUCCCUCGGGGGAGGCGACGGGCGGCGUCAAUGUGUGUUCGCCAACCGGUGGCGGCAGAUGAUUGUCCGGAUGCUGUACCUCUUCGAAGCGCUCCGGACUCGAUACUUCCACUUGGCCCAGAGGGAGAACAACGACAAGAGCAUCUUCUCCGAGCGCAGGAAGUACCUGGUGGACGACGCCCAGGCACCGGCCAAGUGUCUACACCCUCAGCCGCACAUCGCAAGGGCGAACCAGUACGCAACAUGGACAGUUUGCCCGAAGUGCAAUGCCAGGCAGACGUAUGUUUCCAAGCGGAACCCGACUGCCAAGAGCAAGGCCCGCGCCCGGAGCACGGUGGCCCCUCACGCAGUGAUCAGUCCGGACAUGGUGGACAGGACAGCAGGAGCGUUCAGGCCAGCGGCGAGGAUGACGGCCUCCGGAGCGCGAUCGAGCAGCGAAGUGCCCAACGACACGAUCCACCCGGAGCUCAACGCGACCCUGCAGGCCAUGGCCACCUCGUUCCAGAACGUCGGGGAGGCGCUCCGGGAGCUGACUCGAGGACAUGAGGCACCUGACCGUGCGAGAGGCCCAGGAGCUGGCUGGAUGACGGUGUCGCUCUUGUCCCUGUCGUCCUCAGCCAUGUCAUGGAAUCAGAUGUCCGAGCCUCUGCAGCAUCUUGUGGGUCAGGCCGGGGGCGAUCAGGCGACAUGGAUGGUGCACUACGAGGGCAACUUCGGAUCAGAGGCUCCCCGGGCAAGCUCAACAGAGGCCUCUACCUUCACAGCUCCCUCCUGGACGAGGCUCCCGUGGACCACGAGUACGCUGGAUGAACCUCGACGUGGACAAGUGGUGCUAUGGCAUGAAGUCCGACGACCCGACGGCACAUGUCAGGAGCAAGGCCCAGGAGAUUCGCGUGUGGGCGCUCUGCAGCAAGGCGAACUACAGGUACGAAGAUGGUGCUGUCCUCGACACAUGUGGCUGGUACACACCUUGCGCGACCCUUUGGCUCCGAUCGUGGGUAUCAAUGGAAAAGGGCAGCCGUCCGAGGACGGGCCGUUUUGGAUGAUUCGAGCACUGCGGCUCCACGACGAGAUCCUCCCCAACGACGUCGACUCCUACGUCAACCUGGAGGAGCUCAGGCGGGCCGAAGGGGGCCUGGUCGAGCUGGCGCGGAACCAGCACCGCGAGGCCACCGGCUCUCAGGUGGACUUCGUCGAGGUCUUCAAUGACACGGCUGCUACCGACCGGGCUCAAAGUCGAGGACUACGAGUGCCGGCGAGCCACGAGAACUUCACGUACGCGGCUGGCUGGAGCGCAGCCGACAAGCUGCACCGUCGACGUCUUCGUCACUUCAUGGAGCAUCGGCGACCUGGCGUGGUGGCCAUGCGAUGGAGUUCCGAGAAUCAGCCCACUGGAUCGCCCCGUGAACGUGUGGAGGCGGGCGUGAACGACAACAUGGCCUUGGAGAUAGCGGCCCUACAGCUCGAGCAAGGCCGCUCCUUCUUCGUAAGAGCGCCAGCCGACUCCUCGCUAUGGACUCAGGUCAAGUGGCUGGAGAUGGCAAGGUCUCCUGCCGGAAGGGUCCGCGUCUCGAAGGAUGGCGACUACAUCGUGGCCACCAACAUGGACACCCCGGUCGGAGGCCUCCGGUUGGAGACGAACUACGAGGACGGCCAGGCGCCGACAGCCACGACAAGUGUUUCGGCCAGCACAGUGGAGUCCGAUCCCGGAGAGAGACUGGCUGCACAGCUUCUUCAACAAGCAGACUACUCUCAGGCUGCGUGCCUGAAGCUAUUGAGGGAGACAAAGUGGCCGCGCCAGCGGGUUCGCAGGCGCAGCAUGGAUGGAUCAGCGAACUAUCAGGUGCUGGGCCAGUACUCCUACGGCAAGUUUGCGGGGCUGACACUGGCAACCUACCGCCUGCCCAACACUAUUCGUUAUCUCAACUACUUCCUCACACGCCACGGCGCCCUCGGUACCCGAUCCUCCAUCGUGGUCUCCCGGAACGCUCAGGUUAAGCCUCACAGGGACAUGAACAACAUCGGUCAGAACCACAGCAUCGCCCUCGGCCAGUUCAAGGGCGGCGAGCUAUGGCAAGAACAUCCGCAAGGACAGGUUUGCAAGGAGGUCAACGGCGUCAAGGUGCCCGGGGUUCUCAGAAAGCAUCGCGGCCGAGUGCUACACUCUGUUGAGCCGUGGGAGGGCGAGAGGUGGGCCAUCACCGCAUUCACCACUAGAUCCGCUGCACAUCUGACCCCCGAGCAGGAGUCGCUGCUACGCGACUUCGGGUUCGAGGCCAAGGGCGACGGCCACAGGGCGAGCACGUUCGCCGCAGAGGCCACCAAUGAGCUAAUAGACCAGGUCUGGAAGCAGACUUCCGGGGCACCUCGUGCUGUGUGGAGCUUCCCCAGCACGACGAUGGACGAGACUGAGGCGGACGUCGAGGGCCUCGGGGCCGCCGAGUACGAACCCGUGGUCCGCAAUGCGCCUCUCGAGCAGGAGCCUCAGGUUUCGCAGCAGCAGCGAGACUUGAUCAAGAAACUGCAUAUUAACACAGGCCACCCCCCGGAGGAUCGGUUCCUUCGAACCCUCAAAGCAGCCGGAGCGCUUCCGCACGUUCUCAAAUACGUGCGGGACAAAUUUGUCUGCGAGACAUGCCAGGUGAAGCGGGGGCCAGAUCCCAGGAGGAAAGCUCAAUGCCCGAGAAUUUUUACCUUUAAUAAAGUCCUGAGCAUGGACGUCUUCUACGUGCCCUUCCGCGACUCCUUGGAGCCCGUGUUGAAUGUCGUGUGCCAUGGCACCAACUACCAGCUGGCCCAGAGGAUCGAGUCUACUUCGGGAGCCCCUUCGGCGCAGGCAACCUGGAGGGCGCUGCUCAACACGUGGGUGAGAUAUCUGGGAGCCCCCAGCCUUAUCAUCACGGACGGAGGCAAGGAAUUCCAAGGAAGAUUCGAGCGAGGGCUUGAGCAGCUUGGAGUACUUCACCAUGUGACGGCCCCGGAAUCUCCGUGGCAAAACUCCCGAGCUGAACGUCACGGGGGCUGGUUAAAACAGAAAUUGGUCCAGGAACUAGAUUCCGGGCGUGGAGUGGUCACCACCAAGGAAGAUCUCGAUGAACUACUUUCUUCCCUGGUGGCCGCCAAAAAUAGGUGGUAUAAUCACGGUGGCUACACACCUACGCAACUAGUAUUCGGGGAACUUCCCCGGGUGCCGGGCGAACUCCUUUCCUCCGAGGACGCCAGCCUUCAGGUUCUCAGCGACGCUUUCCACGAUCCUGCUGGGAUGGACGAAGCGGCCACAGAAUACAAGAAGCGACACGAAAUACGAGAAAGAGGUCGCCAGCUGGCCAUGGAAGAGGCAAGCCGUGAGACCAUCAAACGAGCUGCGAGGACUACAACGCAUCCAUGCCGCAACUGGGUGCCAGGACAGUGGGUCUUCUGCUUCAGGCGGGGCAAGUCGGGCGACGCACUCCAUCCUACCUCCCGAUGGGUGGGUCCGGGCAUCGUGGUAAUGCAAACUCCCUCCGUGGUCUGGGUGGCUAUGAGGACGAGACUGUGGAGAUGCUCCCCAGAACAGCUUCGGCCGGCUUUCCCUUCCGAGGUCUUGGGCCGUCAGCUGGCCUCCGACCCAGAGCUCAGUGACCUGCUGAGGCAGGUAGUUUCCGGACGCCAUGCCGGUGCCGUGGAUGUCACCAAGGAGCUCCCGCCGAACAACGAGGAGCAGUUCGCCCCCGUGGAUCGUGGCUCCGAGGUAAUGGGCGGUUCAGCCAUCAGCGAGGCAACCUCUUCGACAAGUCCGGCGCCACUUGAACCACCACAAGCACCUCGACACCCGGUAGAGGUACCACCUGGCCUGGAGAGGCACCUCGAGACCAUACACGAGGACGCGACAUUGAGGCCAGAACUUCAGCAACCACUUCCCAAUGUCGUGGAAUCGAGGAGAUCCUCUAUCCAGGAGCCAGCUCAGGAGCCAGAGGCUACAGGAGACGGCAGGGCACCUUCCGGUUCCGGCGAGCUGCCAGGACUAACUCCCAGAGGAGAAGUCGCCCAGGAGCGGCCACCAAAGGUGCCGCGACUCGAGUCCACCGAGAGCUCCGAGAACACCUCGCGGGCACCCGGCACCCCCAUCCGUCGACUACUACAAGCAGUUCAGAGAGGAAGACGCCAACAGGACAGCGAGAAGCAGCGAGAUGAAUCUCGAAGCCGCUCGCGGACACCCGAAGGAGCUCGGGGUCACGCCGCCGAGGUGGACGGCUCCACAUGGUAUUGCUACCGGGGAGAAACCGGAUGGAACCUAGUGGCAAGCCGAAGUGACGAGGUGAAUGUCAAGAAGCUGUCCCAGGAGGAGCAGGAGAAGUUCCACGCCAGCGACAAGAUCGAGUGGGACGCCAUCUUGAAGACCAAGGCGGUGCGAGUCGUCUACGGGAAGGAGGCGCAGAAGCUCUACCCGGAGCGCAUCCUGGCGUCCCGCAUGGUCAGGAGGAAGAAACCUCUCCCGGGUAUGCAUCAGUGGAAGGCUAAAUCCAGGUGGUGCAUAGCCGGUCACUCAGAUCCCGACACCGAACACCUGACCACCUUUGCCCCUACACCCUCCACGGAGGGGAUGAUGGCUUUCCUGCACACCGGGCUGGGCUUGGGGCAUUCCUUUUCCUUCUGCGACGUCAAGAAUGCCUUCUGUCAGAGCAACCCUCUUCGGCGACCAAGAGGACCGUUGUUUGCACAGCCCACUGACGGGCUGGGACUGCCACCGGAUGCCUUGAUCAUUAUAGACGUCCCGGUGUAUGGUCUGGACGACGCUCCGGCUGCCUGGAGGAGCACCGUCGUGUCCUACCUAGUGGAGCAGAACUUCGUCCGGAACAUCGUCGAGCCCUGCUGGUAUAUGAAGUUCGACCAGGCAGGCAACAACGUGGCCCAGAUCCUCAUCGAAGUCGACGACUUCAUCGUCAGCGCCCAGCCCUCCAUCCAGAAAGAGAUCAAGGAACUUCUACACUCCCGCUUCGUGUUUGGGAAAUGGGAGGAAGGAACCGCCGACUAUGCAGGCAGGAAAGUCUGCUGCCACGAGGAUCGCAUCACCGUGGACCAGGAGAAGUACAUCCUCGAGCAGAUUACCCCAAUUCCCCUUGCCAAGCACCGAAAGGCACUGAAGGAAGCCUCACUCACGGAAGAGGAGUUCCAAGCCAUGCGGUCCGCGGUGUAUAAGAUCAACUGGGUGGCGAAGGAGACGAGGCCGGAGAUGAGCGGCUUGGCGAGCAUCAUGGCAAGCAAGCUCAAGACCGUGGACCCAAGAGACAGCGCCUUCAUAGCUGUCUCUGAUGCGGGAGGCGUGGGGGUGAAGCAUGAGGUCGUGGACGACGAGGGCCUGCCCACGGACCACACCCAGGGAGCCUGGGUGGUCUUGAUUGCCGAGGAGCUCCCACUCGGAAACCGACGAGUGCGUGCGUCACCCAUAGCAUGGCGCAGCUCCAAGCUGAAACGCAAAGUGUUCUCCACCUUUGGUGGCGAGACGCAGGCCAUGCUACAGGGUAUCUCCGAGAUAGACUGGAUACAAAUUAUGGUCCGAGACGCCACAGCCCACGACGUGAAGCUGAAGGAGUGGCGCAACUCCCUCUCCCCGCACAUGUUGGUGAUGAGGAGCGAUUGCGAAAUGAGGCUUCGACAACCUCAAUGUGCCGUCACGGAUGCCAAGUCAUUGUACGACUGUAUCUUGAAGGAGCACCCUCAGGGCAAGCAAGAUCGCCGAAGCUCACUUGAGCUGGCGAUUAUCGUCAAGGACCUGCAGGAGACCCGGUCUACAGUCCGCUGGGUUCCCCACCAGAAGAUGUUGGCGGACGCCAUGACCAAGCCGGAUCCGCUCAAAGCCAACGGUGCUCUGGAACAGAUGCUGAAGACUGGAGUCUUCAGCCUAGUGGACGUGAGUGAGGAGCUGGCCAAUCGAGCCAGCGAUUCCAGAUUUCGAGCCAGAAGCCACGGUGCUUCUGCAGCCCGCCUUUUGCGGGAGUACGAACAGUCAGGAUACCUGACGUCUGACAAGCUGCUGACCGAACGCGCUGGCUCAA
Molecule: messenger RNA, 7975 nt
Organism: Symbiodinium sp. CCMP2456
Lineage: Eukaryota; Dinophyceae; Suessiales; Symbiodiniaceae
Source: the annotation of a GenBank genome assembly